CCUUCGGUAUAUAGGGGACGUUAGGUCAGAUUUGCAGGUAUCGGAGCCGAGGAACGACAUGGGAACCUGGCGGGCCGUCUUCUUCAACGCCUUCCUUCUGUUGGGACCUUGGCAUCUGAAGCAAGGCGUUCGCAGCGAUGAACCUUGUGGAGACGUGAAUGUUCCUUUGGAUCCUUCACUUGACCCAAGUGGACCUUUGACAAACUCCCCGCCACAACUGACGGAAGCAACAAAUCCUCCCUAUGAGUGCGUUGGGGAUCCAAAUCAGAGAAGAGAUUGCGGUUACCCAGGAAUCAGUGCCUCUGAAUGUGCCAAAAGGAACUGCUGCUAUGAUUCCAGCAUCCCAGGGGUUAACUGGUGCUUCUUUUCCAAGUCACAAAAUAGCGCUCAGUGCGCUGCGAGUCCCACCGAGCGGACAGACUGCGGAUACCCAGGCAUCAGCCCCAAGGAGUGCUAUUCCAGAGGCUGCUGCUUUAAUUCCAGCAUUCCUGGUGUUAAAUGGUGUUUCUACCCCAAAAACAACGCAACAAAUCCUACAAAUGAGUGCGUUGGGGAUCCAAAUCAGAGAAGAGAUUGCGGUUACCCAGGAAUCAGUGCCUCUGAAUGUGCCAAAAGGAACUGCUGCUAUGAUUCCAGCAUCCCAGGGGUUAACUGGUGCUUCUUUUCCAAGUCACAAAAUAGCGCUCAGUGCGCUGCGAGUCCCACCGAGCGGACAGACUGCGGAUACCCAGGCAUCAGCCCCAAGGAGUGCUAUUCCAGAGGCUGCUGCUUUAAUUCCAGCGUCCGCGGGGUUAAAUGGUGUUUCUACCCCAAAAACAAUGCUAUUGCUCCAAGCGAAUGCAACGGACCUCCCUACUUGAGGCGAGAUUGCGGUUACCCAGGAAUAAGCUCUUCUGAAUGUGCCAAGAGAAACUGCUGUUUUGACUCCAGCAUCCCAGGGGUUAACUGGUGCUUUUACACCAGAUCACAAGAUAGCGCUCAGUGCGCUGUGAGUCCCACCGAGCGGACAGACUGCGGAUACCCAGGCAUCAGCCCCAAGGAGUGCUAUUCCAGAGGCUGCUGCUUUAAUUCCAGCGUCCGCGGGGUUAAAUGGUGCUUCUUCCCCAAAGGCACACCAAAUACUCAAUAUGAGUGCUUUGGAAAUCCCUAUCUGAGGCGAGAUUGCGGUUACCCGGGAAUCAGUCCCUCCGAAUGUGCCAAGAGGAGCUGCUGCUAUGAUUCCAGCAUCCCAGGGGUUAACUGGUGCUUCCACACCAGGUCACAGGAUCAAGCCCAGUGCACCAUGAAUGCCAAGGAGAGGACUGACUGCGGAUAUCCUGGGAUCAGCUCCACCGAAUGUCACUCCAGAAGAUGUUGUUUCGAUUCAAGCGUUCCUGGUGUGAAUUGGUGCUUCUAUCCGAAAAGCUUUGGUUGCUCGGUGCACCCGAAACUGAGAAAGGACUGCGGGGGUUCCCAAAUAUCAGCUCUAAGGACUGCCAUGCCAAAGGCUGCUGCUAUGAUCCCAGCGUCCCGGGUACCAUCUGGUGUUUCUAUGGUGACAAAUAAUAGGAUAACCUGAUGGAUGUCAUGUGCCUCUCAUAAAUGCAGGCAGCCCAGUGGGAAAAAAAGCUGUUCAUUUUUUACAAUAAUAUGUCAUAAAUUUCUCUCUUAACAUUGUUAUUCUGUUUAAAAUUCAAUAAAGAUUGC
Messenger RNA from Spea bombifrons (plains spadefoot toad), 1686 nucleotides. Its product is annotated as integumentary mucin C.1-like. The record is from RefSeq and is a predicted model, not a curated record. NCBI's taxonomy places the organism in Eukaryota, Metazoa, Chordata, Amphibia, Anura, Pelobatidae. Gene Ontology annotation, biological process: maintenance of gastrointestinal epithelium. The transcript has 12 exons. Bases 59 to 1558 code for a protein of 499 amino acids.